Messenger RNA from Nematostella vectensis (starlet sea anemone), 2336 nucleotides. Its product is annotated as palmitoyltransferase AKR1. Gene Ontology annotation, cellular component: Golgi membrane. Gene Ontology annotation, molecular function: palmitoyltransferase activity; protein binding. The record is from RefSeq and is a predicted model, not a curated record. Gene Ontology annotation, biological process: protein palmitoylation. NCBI's taxonomy places the organism in Eukaryota, Metazoa, Cnidaria, Anthozoa, Actiniaria, Edwardsiidae. The transcript is spliced from 13 exons. Bases 1 to 1665 code for a protein of 554 amino acids.
AUGGCCCUGUUCGAUGUGUUAACGCAUGAUAACUUGGAAGACUGUAGAGCUAUCUUAGAGCGCCAUCCUGCAACAGCCAACAGCGAGGGAUGGCACGGCAUAACGCCUUUGCAUCGCGCUGCAACUAGAGGGAAUAUUGACGCUUGUAAGCUUUUAAUUCAAUAUGGAGCUAAUGUCAACAAGGUGAAUGGUUUUGGUGAGACGCCGCUACACUAUGCUUGUCAGGCCGCCAGCCUGAGAUUUGUUAAUGUCCUGGUGGAAAAUGGGGCUGACUUCAAUGUGCUAGACAACGGCGGCAGAUCGUGUAUCCACCAUGCUGCAAGAAGCGGAUCAAUAUGGAAAAUUCACUACCUCGUCGCGCUUGGGUUGAGUUUAACCAAGCGAGACAACAGGGGCCAAACAGUCCUUCACAUAGCAGCUGAGCAUGGGCAUAUUGAUUUAUUGGAAUACUGUCUUAGAAACCAGAGGUUCCAGCCGGGGGAAGUAGACAAUAGUCAGCUUACACCAUUACAUAUUGCAGCCCAACACAGCAACCGCCAGUGUGCGUGGAUCUUAGAAAGCUCAAGCUCCCAGUCCUUGGUUAACUUGCGUGAUAUUCACGGCAAGACACCAAUCGACCAUGCAGCAGAAGGAGUCACCCGAGAGCACAAAUGGUUGACUACUCAUUUAAAGUACUGGCAGGCCAGCCGUUGUGGUGGUUACCGACCCUCACCCUGGUUCCCCUGGAUUCUGUUACUGCUCUGUCCAUCGCUUAUUAUCUACUUCGUGAUCUGGUGUCUGCAGGAGCUCGAACAGUCCACAGGGUGGCUUGUUACUGUGCUCGCAAUUGCGAUAUUCUACUCAUGGGCUCUGACAGCCCAUCGGAUGCGCCACAUAUCUGCCCUUCCCAGCCCAACUUUUGCUGGACUGUUUUUUGGAGUUAUCAUACAAAGUCUCAUCUGUUACUACACACAUAUUGUGCCAGCUAUUUGGCCUGAGUUGUUAUGGACGACAAUGAGUGUGUUGUUGAUGCUAGCCGUUGUAACUUCAUUAAUAAAUUUAUUUAGCGACCCUGGUAUAGUAAAGUCCCCGAGGCUCAAGCCGGAUGGAUCACCUUACACAAUCAUAGACGUGGCAGAAGGAAAAGUACCCGUAGAAGAGUUCUGCUAUCACUGUGAGCUAGUUGCCCCCAUUUUCUCCAAGCAUUGCCGUCUGUGUAAUCACUGCGUGUUGGCUAUCGAUCAUCACUGUCUGUUCCUCAUGUGCUGUGUCGGCUACAAGAACCAUCGCGCGUUUGUCGUGUUCAUGUCGCUAGUGCUGCUCUCUCAGAUGCUGUUCGUCAGGGCCGCUGUCACCUAUUUAUUGAGCGUGAUACGGACAGAUGGUUCUUAUCCUUCGUCAUUCAAGGAGGCUCUUGGGUAUGACGUGUAUGUAUCGGUGCUACUCACCAUCAACGUGCUAGGGUUCUACUACGUUUUUCUGCUAACGUUGUACCAGCUGAAGAUUGUCUCUGAAGGUGCGACCACAUAUUAUAGUCCAGAUGGGAAACCAAAAACAAAAAUUGGGUUUAAUGAGAUGUGUCGUUGUGGUCCCCCGCCGAGUUUGACGAGAGCUCAGAAUAUACUAAGGUUCUUUUUAGGGGAGUAUUCCUUCUAUAACAACAAACUAAGAGGUUACGACGUAUGACAAAACAUUUCUUGUACAUAAAAACCAGUACAUUGUUUAUUUUGAUUCAGUUUGAUUUAGUCUUUCUGUGGAAACUUAUAGGUGUGCUAAAUGCUGAAAGCAUUAUCGGAAUAUAUAAGUAAAAUCGGAAUAGUUAGGUAAAAAUGAGUUAUCAACUGAAGGAGUCGUUCUGUUGGGUCUUGAGAUGGUCAUGGUCAUUUUUGUAAAAAUUGAAGUCUUAAACUGUUUGUAUCUUUCGAAGCUAUAAGUAUGCUAUAAUUUUCAUCUUGUAAUUUCAACACCUCAAUUCAUCAUAAAAUAUAUAAUUUUUUUUUGCGGAUGUAGGGUCCUGUGUAUUUUGAAGCAAAUGAAUGACAUAAUUUAAGCAUGUGACUUUUUAUCCCAUACGCCUGAACAUUGCUGAAUAUUUCUAGCAGCUUUGUACUGUAACUGUCUCGUAUAUUUCCAUUCGUUUACUUCGGUUGUUAAAAAUAACACAUCGCUGCCCCAAGUUUAUUAACAUUGUGAUGAAUCCUUUGUAAAUGAGGCUUGUUCUUAAUUAACACGUCGUCUUCCACAUUUCCUCAUAAAAGCAAACACACAAUCGUGAUUGUCAUUGAGUUGGAAAUAUUUAUAAAAAUGUUUUCAUUUGACACAAUGUCUUCUGAAUUAAAUAUGUCUGUCGUCUUUAA